GAAUUUCUCCUAAAAGUAUUAUUUUGGUGUUAAAAAACUCAUUUUUUUAAUCCGAAUCAUUGGAUAAGUCAGUUUCUAUGCUUCAGAAGCAGCUCUCUACUACACAUAGCUCUCAACAGAUUCUGGAUGCCACAUCAACCAAUUCUUCAACAGAAGGAAACCAAAGGAAGAAAGUUUUCAUGGUUAUUGGUAUCAAUACUGCAUUUAGCAGUAGAAAACGUCGUAAUUCGCUUAGAGAGACUUGGAUGCCUCAGGGGGAAAAGCUUGAGAAAUUAGAAAAAGAGAAAGGAAUUGUCUACGGGCUACCAACUGAUCGAAUUUACUCUACCUAUUUUGAGGGUGAUGUGAAAGCUGGUCUUCAACCUGAUAAUGAAGCUGGAGAUAUAUGGCUUAAAUUUCUUCCAUCUGGACGAGUUAUGCCCUUUGAUUGCAAAGACAACUUCUGGGAAAUGGGAGACACUGGUCCAUGUGGACCUUGUACUGAAAUACAUUAUGACCGUGAUGCUGCAUCCUUAGUUAACAAGGAUGAUCCAACUUGCUUAGAAAUAUGGAAUCUUGUCUUUAUUCAGUUUAACAACUCUGGAAAAGUUGGUGCUGACGAUGUUGACAGAGUUGGCACGGCAUAUAGAGUGGUCGCUGAUCCUAUUAGAACUCUAUCAAUUGCUAUUGUGAAUGGAUCUCGGCCUGGUAGCGAGGGUCUUCAACAUGAUCUGAGGAGUAUUCUUCGUGGAGCGGUUCGAUAUGGAAAAGAUAUUUUAAAAGCCGAGGAAGGGUAUUUCAACGCUGUUCUGUACCCAGGGACGCGCCCUACUGUCAUAAGGAUCCGUUUUAAGUUCUUUCUAGCGACGCUGCUUCAUUGGCUGGUCUCCGUCGUGUUUGAGAUUGCUUUCAAUCUCCGGACGGAGCUUCUCUGGGUGAUUUGCGGUGGUUGUUUCUUUCAAUUGAUGAAUUGGGUGGUUCGUUCUUGGAUUUAUCGUGACCCUCUCUUUGUUAAUACCUCUGUCUCGCUUUUGCACUCAAUUAUCACCUCUGCAUCAGUGGUUUUCAUUCUGCUCAAUCAAUGCUUAGCCAAAGGUUUAGACGAGAUGUUCGAUCAUUCUGAGUUGUGGGAUAUGCUUCAGUACCGGUUAUACAGCGGCUUAAUACCUUCCAUUGUGGUUCACCACCUCAUCCUCCUCGUUUGCUUCACAUUGGCUCUAUACCGAAAUGUAACCAUCAACUACCUGAUUCUUACUCUCAUUUGUGAGAUGCAUUCGAUCUUUCUACACGUGAGGAAGCUAAGGAGAAUGGCGGGAAUCCGAGACAGCAACACAGCAUUGGUGAAACUAGAGUGGGUACUAAACUGGACAGCAUUUGUGUUUGCGAGGUGCAUUCCUCACAUUCUCAUCAGUGUCAAGCUGAUCAAAGAUGCACACAAGUUUGGGAAAGGCCUGGAGUUACCGAUGCUAUGGUUUGUUUGUUGUAUGACUAGUGCCCACACAUCUCUUGUUUUAUAUCUGAGGCUUUGCUACUAAGUUCUAAUAGCUUUCAGAUUUGUAUGUAUCUAUAGAAAAACUAUAUGUAGAUGUUUUUUGUUGAUGAUUACAGAGUUUUUUUCUUCUUGGGUUUUGGAAAACCGUACCAAACUAGAAUUUUGGUUCGGCUUGAAGACUCGAUCUUGGUUUGGUUUAGUAUAUUGCUUCUACUUGUUACACUAUCUAAAUCUUUUUCUUGCUUGUCUUGUCUAAUGCGUUCAGGUUAAAUGGCUAACAAUCAUACUUGUACUUAUAAUCUAAGAAAUUGUUUGUUUUAUC
Messenger RNA from Arabidopsis arenosa, 1793 nucleotides. The record is from the annotation of a GenBank genome assembly. Lineage: Eukaryota; Viridiplantae; Streptophyta; Magnoliopsida; Brassicales; Brassicaceae.